CGAUAAAACGGUUUAUUUGUUUUGACAUUUAACAGCUGUUUUUUGAGUACUUUUUUUAAACAACUGUUAAUUAGGAUUUUUGUUGUGCUGGGCCGCAUUGGAUUUUAUAAAUUUUUGCUUAAAAUUUAUUAAUUCUUCAACAAAAAGUUCAUCAUGCCUAUCACACCCUUUAUUCGUUCACCUUUCACUGAUUUGACCGGUAGUUUGAUCAAUCAUCAAACUUAUGACAAAUGCGGUGAAUUGGAAAUGAACAUGAUGGACUGUUUGGAAGCCUAUGGUGCUGAAAAAGGCAAAAAGAUGUGCAAAGAUUUAGUAGAUGAUUUCAAUGAGUGUUUUACCAUGCACAAGCAAAUGUUGCGUUUCCAGGCCAUGCGUAGCGAACGCAUGAAACAAUACUGGUCCGGCGAUCGUAAGAAGGAAGAACUUUUUGCUGAACCUCCAAGAGUUGAUGCUUAUUAGUUUGGGUUUUUGUAAUAUGUUUCUUUAAAAAAUCUGCUUAGAAGAAUUAAAAUAAGUAAUGAAUUGAUUAAUAAGAAAAACUAAAUUAAUUUAAUUGAAGGAA
This is a messenger RNA of Lucilia cuprina (Australian sheep blowfly), 562 nucleotides long. RefSeq lists its product as uncharacterized. The transcript is spliced from 3 exons. NCBI's taxonomy places the organism in Eukaryota, Metazoa, Arthropoda, Insecta, Diptera, Calliphoridae. Bases 154 to 459 code for a protein of 101 amino acids. The record is from RefSeq and is a predicted model, not a curated record.